AUGGCCACGUUACCCCAGGUUCCGAGAGCCGCGCUAACGCGGGUUGCCGUUCGAUACCUGGGCGCGCCGCGCAAACUCAUGAUGCUCGCCGCCGGUCGUGUUCUCGUGCGGAGAAGCGUCCUCCGUGGGGCGGCGCAGCGGCGAUGUCUGGCAACCGAGGGAUUGAGCAUACGCACAGGUCCAAGCGAGGGCGGAUUACCCACCGCCCGCUCUCACAGGCUUGGCUCCAGCGCCUCAUCGCGAUGCCCUCACCAGGUCUCUCUACUCGCUAACACGCGCGCACAGCCCCCGUUAUAUAAAGGCACCAUCCCGGAGCACUUUGCCGCCACCGUCUCCGCCCACGGCGACCGGCCCGCCAUCAUCGCCCGCUCGCCCACGCCGUCGGCUUCGCACGAGACGGCCCUGUCCUACUACGAGCUCGACCUGCUCUCCAACCGUCUCGCGUCGUCCCUGCGCUCCCUGGGCGUGUCCAAAGGCGACCGCGUCGCCGUCUCCCUCGGCAACAACGCCGAGUUCGCCGCCCUCACCUACGCCCUCUUCAAGCUCGGCGCCGUGCUCGUCCCGCUCAACCCGAGCUUCAACGCCGGGCAGGUCGUCGCCGCGCUGCGCCACCUCGCCGUCGGCGUCCUCGUCAUCGGCGCCGUCACCGACACCGCGUACCGGCCCGGCCGCGGCCGCAGCAACGAGGCCCUGCUCACGCAGCUCGCCGGCGGGGACCUGCGCGGCGGCGCGCUCGCCUGCCCGGACGUGCCCAGCCUGCAGAAAGUGCUCGUCGUCGACAACCGCGCCAGCCACCCGGCCGUCCGGUUUGACCUCGACGCGUGCCGGCGGGUGCUGACCCCGUACCGGCACCUUCUCGAUGGCGCGGACCGGCCCGUCACGCCGUCGGCGCCGCUCGCCCCCGACGACACCAUCAACAUCCAGUUCACGUCGGGCACCACCUCGACACCCAAGGCCGCGCAGCUCACGCACGCCGGCAUCCUCAACAACGGCCUGCUCAUUGCGCACCGCAUGGGCCUCGACGCCGGCGACCGCGUCGUCGUGCCGCCCCCGCUCUUCCACUGCUUCGGCUCCGUGCUCGGCUACAUGGCGACCGCCACGACCGGCGCCGCCCUGCUCUUCCCCAGCCCGGCGUUCGACCCCGUCGCGACGCUGCGCAUGUGCGUCGACCACGACGCCACCGGCCUCUACGGCGUCAGCACCAUGCUCGUCGCCGUGCUCGAGGCGCUCGAGGCCGGCCAGUUUGUCGACGGCCCGCCGCGGCACCUCCGCAAGGGCAUCGUCGCCGGCAGCUCCGCGCCCGAGUCGCUCAUGCGCACCAUCUACGACCGCCUCGGCCUGCAGGACCUCGUUAUUUGCUACGGCAUGACCGAGACCUCCCCCGUCAGCUGCAUGACGCGCCCGUCCGACUCGCUCGCGCUGCGGUGCGCCUCGGUCGGCACCGCCAUGCCGCACACGUCGAUCAAGAUUGUCGAUCCGCUCGACCACACCCGCGUCGUGCCAAUCGGCGAGCGCGGCGAGCUCGCCGCCGCCGGCUACCUCGUCAUGAAGGGGUACUACGGCGACGCCGCCAAGACGGCCGAGGUGCGCGUCGCCGACCCCGACGACGGCACCGUGUGGCUGUAUUCCGGCGACGAGGCGGAAAUGGACGCCGACGGGUACGUGCGCAUCACCGGCCGCAUCAAGGACCUCAUCAUCCGCGGCGGCGAGAACAUCCACCCGCUCGAGAUUGAGGACUGCCUGUUCCGCAUGCCCGGCGUCAAGGAGGCCAGCGUCGUCGGCCUGCCCGACGAGAAGCUCGGUGAGUGUGUUGCCGUGUUUGUCAUUGCCAGGCAGGAGUGGACCGUGGAAGGGGCCAACGGUGCGGCGGCCCAGACGGCGAACGCGGAGGCUGCCGGGGAAAAUGUGCUGACGAGAGGGGCGGUGCGGGAGUGGGUAAAGACGAGGCUGUCGAGUCACUUGGUACCAAAAUACAUCUUUUGGGUCGGCGAGUACCCCAAGACGGCGAGCGGCAAGAUUCAGAAAUUCAAGCUGCAGGAGCAGGCCAAGACGCUGCUGGCAGAGCAAUAG
Molecule: messenger RNA, 2070 nt
Organism: Cordyceps militaris CM01
Lineage: Eukaryota; Fungi; Ascomycota; Sordariomycetes; Hypocreales; Cordycipitaceae
Product: AMP-binding enzyme, putative
Exons: 3
Coding region: 1-2070 (689 amino acids)
Biological process (GO): fatty acid metabolic process
Molecular function (GO): medium-chain fatty acid-CoA ligase activity
Source: RefSeq, a predicted model, not a curated record